This is a messenger RNA of Dromaius novaehollandiae (emu), 5446 nucleotides long. Its product is annotated as unconventional myosin-Vb-like. The transcript is spliced from 37 exons. The coding region runs from base 1 to 5190 and encodes 1729 amino acids. Gene Ontology annotation, molecular function: microfilament motor activity; ATP binding; actin filament binding. NCBI's taxonomy places the organism in Eukaryota, Metazoa, Chordata, Aves, Casuariiformes, Dromaiidae. Gene Ontology annotation, cellular component: cytoplasm; actin cytoskeleton; myosin complex. Gene Ontology annotation, biological process: vesicle transport along actin filament; actin filament organization. The record is from RefSeq and is a predicted model, not a curated record.
AUGGCCGCGGGGGACCUGUACGCGCAGGGUGCCCGGGUGUGGAUCCCUGACUGUGCUGAAGUCUGGAGGGUGGCAGAAGUAAGCAGGAGCUAUGAGGAAGGAGACGACGUUCUCCAUCUCCGCCUGGAAGAUGGCUUGGAGCUGGCCUACCCCAUCGGGUCCCAGCUGCCACCUCUUUGCAACCCCGACUGCCUCUCUGGCAAGGACGACCUGGUGGCCCUCAGCUACCUGCACGAGCCGGCGGUGCUGCACUCGCUCCGGGUGCGCUUCCUGGAGGCCAACGCCAUCUACACCUACUGUGGUAUCAUCCUUGUUGCCAUCAACCCGUACAAGCAGCUGCCCAUCUACGAGGAGGAGGUGAUUUAUGCCUACAGUGGUCGGGAAGUGGGGGACAUGGACCCCCACAUCUUUGCCUUGGCGGAGGAAGCGUACAAGCAGAUGUCACGGUACGGCAAGAACCAGUCCCUCAUCAUAAGCGGCGAGUCGGGCGCGGGGAAGACAGCGUCGGCCAAGUACGCCAUGCGGUACUUCACCACCGUUGGCGGCAGCCUGAGUGACUCCAGCAUGGAGGACAAGGUGCUGGCCUCCAGCCCUCUCAUGGAGGCCUUUGGGAAUGCAAAGACAACCAGGAAUGACAACAGCAGCCGCUUUGGGAAGUACAUAGAAAUUGGCUUCAGCCAGGCGUAUGUCACAGGGGCCACCAUCAAAACCUACCUGCUGGAGAAGUCCCGGGUCACCUUCCAGGCAAAAGCAGAGAGGAACUACCACAUCUUCUACCAGCUCUGCGCCUCAGCAGCCCUGCCUGAGCUCCAAGGCCUGGGUCUCUGUGGGGCAGAGUCCUUCCACUACACCCGCCAGGGCCAGUGCACCGCUGUGGAGGGCACUGAUGAUGCUGCUGACCUGGACAGCACGCGGCAUGCCUUCUCGCUCCUGGGGGUGCUGGAGACUGAGCAGCUGGAGCUCUUCGGUGUCCUGGCUGCCAUCCUGCACCUGGGCAACAUCGCGAUCAGGGGCAGGGACCGCCAUGGAGAUGGCUGCUUUGUCGAGCCCACAGACAAAGCCCUGGGCCUGUUCUGCACGCUGCUGGGUGUCGAGGAAUCGCAGGUGUCACGCUGGCUCUGCUACCGCAAGCUGGUCACCACCGGGGAGACCUAUAUGAAGCCCCUGUCCAGGCAGCAGGCGCUUGACUCCCGGGAUGCCCUGGCUAAGCAUAUGUAUGGGCAAGUCUUCAGGUGGAUGGCAAGUAGGGUCAACCGUGCCCUGCGGUCACCAGAGGGACACCACACCUCCAUUGGCAUCCUGGACAUCUACGGGUUUGAGAUGUUUGAGCUCAACAGCUUUGAGCAAUUCUGCAUCAACUAUGCCAAUGAGAAGCUGCAGCAGCUCUUCAACCUGCAUGUCUUCAAGUUGGAGCAGGAGGAAUAUGUGACGGAGGAGAUCCCUUGGGUCUUCGUUGACUUCUGUGACAACCAGCCAUGCAUCGAGCUCAUUGAGGGCCGCCUUGGCAUCCUGGACCUGCUGAACGAGGAGUGCAAGAUGCCCCAAGGCAGUGACGGGAGCUGGGCCCAGAAGCUUUAUCACACUCACCUCAGCAGCUCCCACUUCCAGAAGCCCAAGAGGCCCACAGACGCCUUCAUCGUCUGCCACUUUGCUGGCAAGGUGGAAUACCAGUGCAGUGGGUUUGUGGAGAAGAACAGGGACGCUGUUCCUGAGGAGCUGGUUGGGCUGCUGCGAGCCAGCAAGUCCACCCUGCUCGCUGAGCUCUUCCUGGAGGAAGGGGAUGGCACGGUGUCCCUGCAGUCCCGUAGGUCCAGCGGGCCCAGGCUUGCCAGUCGCCCCGGCCGGAGAUCACUGCCUGGGAACAACAAGAACAAGAAGUCUAUUGCCAGCCAGUUCAAAGCCUCCCUGCGCAAGCUCAUGGAGGUGCUGGGCAGCACCACAUCACACUACAUCCGCUGCAUCAAACCCAAUGACAGCAAGCAGCCCUUUGUGUUUGACUCCAGGCGAGUGGUGGAGCAGCUACGAGCCUGCGGUGUCCUGGAGACCAUCCGGAUCAGUGCUGCGGGCUACCCCUCCAGGUGGACGUACCAGGAGUUCUUCGACAGGUACCAGGCUCUGGUGACCAGGGAGGAGCUGACGGGCACCAGUGAGAAGCAGAUCUGCAACCUUGUCCUGGAGAGACUGCUCCAAGAUCCAAGGAAGUACCAGUGUGGGAAGAGCAAGGUGUUUUUCCGGCCUGGCCAGGUGGCCUACCUGGAGGAGCUGCGUUACCAGAGGCUGAGGGAGGCCUGCGUCCUGCUGCAGAGGCACUUGCGAGGCUGGCUGGCACGGAGGCGCUUCCAACGCAUGCGUGGAGCAGCGAUCUGCCUGCAGCGAUACGCCCGAGGCAUGCUGGCCCGGAGGCUUGCUGAGGUGCUGCGGAGGACCAGGGCUGCCGUGGUGCUGCAGAAGAGCGUGAGGAUGGCUCUGGCCAGGCGCUCCUAUCUCCAUGUGCGCCGGGCUGUCCUCACUAUCCAGGCUUUUGCCCGGGGCGUGUUUGCCAGACGUCUUUACCACCAGAUGGUGCGGCACCAGAAGGCCGUGGUGAUCCAGGCUGCUGUGCGCGGCUGGCUGGCCCGUAGGCACUACGCGCGUCUGCGCGGGGCUGUCGUCUACCUGCAGUGCUGCUACCGCCGGGCCCGGGCGCGCGGGGAGCUGCGACGCCUGCGUGCCGAGGCCCGCUCGGUUGAGCACUACAAGCAGCUGCACAAGGGCAUGGAGAUCAAGGUGAUGCAGCUGCAGUGCAGGCUGGACGAGCAGGCCCAGGAGAAGCAGCGCCUGUCGGAGCAGCUCUCGGCGCUGAACGCUGCCCACGCCGAGGAGGUGCAGCAGCUGCGGGCUGAGAUGCAGCGGCUGCGGGAGGACGCGGUGUGCGACACCCACGUCCGGCGCCUGCAGGAGCGGCUGGCUGAGCUGGAGCGGCACAGUGCUGAGAGCAGGCUGGGCCAGGAGGUGGAGGAGCUGAGACAGCGCUUGGCAGAGGUGGAGGCUGCGAAGCUGCACCUGGGAGAGGAGAGAGAUGCUCUGAUCCAGCAGACACUGGAGCAGUCACAGGAUCUGGAAGAGCAGCACCAGCGAGCAGCGAGGGAGAGCCAGGGGCUGCUGCAGGAGCUCGAAGAGGAGCGAGCUCGCUACCAGAGCCUGGUGAAGGAGUACGCCCGCCUGGAGCAGGGCUAUGAGAACCUGCGGGACGAGGUGGCCUUCCACAAGCACAGCACCUUCAGACGGUCCCCUUCAUCCGAGAGCUUCCUGGGCUCCGAGAGCAGCUACCUGUCCUCCAUGUCCACGGCUCCUUCACGGGAUGGCUCUGACCUGCAGGCUGAGGGGCCAGAGGAGCGCUGGCAACCAGUGCUGGAGGGCCAGCAGCCCCAGCCCGGCAGCGAGGCCAUGCUGAACGGCAGUGUGGGCCAGGACCCAUUUGAGAAGGCGUAUCUCCUCCUCCUGGGGCAGCUCAACGCUGUCAAUGAGGAGCUGGCCCGGACCCGGGAGGAGCUGCGGAGGGCCAGGGCUCCUGCAGAGUCCGAGGAGAAGAGACCCCUGGAUUUUCUCAAGCGCAGGCAGAACAUUGCUGAGAUGCUGGGGCUGGCCAGGAGCCCGGAGAAGGCAGCUGUAGAUGAUGACUUGAAGCAUGCAUACGACGCUGUCCAGGUUGCCAAUAGGCUGCUGGCCAGCCAGCUGCGGGAGGAGAAGCAGCAGCACGAGGAGGAGGUGGAAGGGCUGCACCUGGACAUCCGCUCCCUCAAGCAGCUGAGCCAGCAGCAGGCAGCCCUGAUCCAGGACCUGCAGCGGCACCAGGGCCAGGAGGGGCUGCAGCACCAUGUCGUGCGGCUCAAGGAGGAGAACUGGGAGCUGUCCCAGAAGCUGGAGAGGCAGGAGAGGACCACAGUGAAGCUCCAGAAGCAGCUGAGAGCCUACGCAAAGCAGAUCCAGGACCUCACAGUAAGGAGAGAGGCCACCUGGCCAGGACAGGAGCCAGCAGGGUCCCCAAAGGUCUCGUCCCCAGCUGGGCUGUCCCAGGGCAUGCUGGCAUGGAGAAUAGAGGAUGAAGGACGCAUCAUCAAGGCCAUCAUUACAGACUACAGACCGCAGAGCAGCCCUGGGGUGCUCCCGGACCUGCCAGCCUACAUCCUCUUCAUGUGCCUCCGGCACGCAGACCACUGCUGUGACGAACCCCGGGCCCACUCACUGCUGGAUGCUGCUAUCAACACCAUCAAGAGAGUCAUGAAGAAGCACAGCGAUGACUUUGAUGUGGUGGCACUGUGGCUUGCCAAUGCCUGCCGGCUCCUGAACUGCCUGCGCCAGUACGGCAGGGAUGAGAGCUACUGGCAGGAGAACACAGCGAGGCAGAACGAGCAUCGACUGCGCAACGUGGACCCGCAGGGCGCCUGCCGCAGCCUGGGUGCCCUGGCCAUCCAGCUCUACCAGCAGCUCAUCCGCACUGCUGAGAAGGGCCUGAAACCCAUGAUUGUUGCCGCAAUGCUGGAAAGCGAGACCAUCCAGGGCUUGUCCUCCACUCGCCCUGCUGGUCCCCGCCGGCCCCUGGCAGCCCCUGCCCACACGCUGCCCGAGCUGCUGCAGCAGCUGGGCUCCUUCCGCGAGGCGCUGAGCCGCCAAGGGCUGCCCGCCGCCGUGGUGCACCAGGCCCUCCGCCAGCUCCUCUUCCUCGUCAGCGGCACCACCCUCAACUACCUGCUGCUGAGGAAGGACGCCUGCUCCUGGAGCCGCGGCAUCCAGCUCAGGUACAACAUCAGCCAGCUGGAGCAGUGGCUGCGGGCGGAGGGGCUGCACCAGAGCGGGGCUCGCGAGGUGCUCGAGCCCCUGGUGCAGGCUGCCCAGCUGCUCCAGGUGAAGAAGGCCACGGAGGAGGAUGCCGGAGCUAUCUGCAGCCUGUGCACGGUGCUGUCAACACAGCAGGUUGUGAAGAUCCUGCGGGCUUACACCCCUGCCGCCGGGCUGGAGGAGCGCGUGAGCCCCAGCUUCAUCAGCAGUGUUGAGAAACGGCUGCAGGAGCAGAACCCAGAGGGCCCCAGCCAGCUCCUGGUGGACACAUGUCACCUCUUCCCUGUGCAUCUGCCCUUCUCUGCCUCCUCUGUGCACCUGGAUGAGCUCCGCAUCCCUGACAACAUUGACCUGGCCUUCCUCCAUGUCUGAGCCCACGUCCGGUCCUGCAGCGGUGCCAGUGCCCAGCUGAGUGUUGGGAUGAGCCUGAAUCCCCUCUGGGACAGGAAGGCCAUGAAGGCUUCUGGGUGCAGCACUUUUUACAUGUCUAGUUCCUUUGGGAAGCUAUUUAUUUAUUGAAAGUCAUGUGCAUUGUUUGUGGCCCAGCCAGGUCCUGUGAAGGUCUUGUGCUGAGGGCUUUAACUACUACUUUUAAUCCUUUGAAGUUAAUAAAAGUCUUUGCAAAUAA